AUGGCAUUGUACUCACUGGGGCUGUGGCCCCUGCUUGUGACCUGCUGGACCCUCCCUCCUGGUCUGGUUGGGAAGGAGUCCCUGAGUCUCCUGGGCGGUGGAAACCGCUGUGAGGGCCUCUUGCAGGUGCAGUACUUGGGCCACCAGGGCCCUGUGUGUGGGGACCACUGGGGCAUGGGAGAGGCAUCAGUAACCUGCAGACAGCUUGGCUGUGGCCCUGCACUAUCAGCCUCCAAGUAUGUUCUGAGGCCCCAAGAGAUAGGGCCUCCUUGGCUGCACAGUGCCCACUGCCAGGGUGAGGAAGCUUCUCUCUGGGAGUGCUCCCUCGGGACAUGGGGGCCACUGAGCAGCUGUGAGUGCCAGUGUGUGGCAGUGAUUACUUGCUCAGAUGGUACCAUGCAACAAGUCAGAUUGGGCGGCGGUGGCAGCCCCUGUGCUGGGGUCCCUGAGGUGGUGAAUCCAGCUGGCUCUGUCCUAAGGUGUGACUUGCACAAGGAGGAGGCCAGUGUCUUCUGCAGACAGCUGGGGUGUGGCUCUGCUUUACAAUGGUCCACAGCUCAUGGCAGAGGGGACCCUGGGGACAAGGGGCAGAAGUUUGUGACCUGCCAGGGAACGGAGUCCCUCAUCUUCAACUGCAAGAUGAACCUAAACUUCAUAGCGCAGUGUGAUCUCCCGGUGUACACUCAGGUGGUGUGCUCAGGACACACAGAGGCCCGGUUGGUCGGUGGCGAGCACCCCUGCUCCGGGCGCCUGGAGGUGAAGCGGGGCCUGACCUGGGGCACCGUAUGCGACGCAGACCUGGACCUGGCCACAGCUCACGUGGUGUGUCGAGAGCUGCGGUGUGGGGCGGCCGUGUCCACGCCCGGGGGCGCCCACUUUGGCCGUGGCUCUGGGCUGGCGUGGACAGAGGCGUUCCGCUGUGCUGGCAAUGAGUCUCUGCUGUUCCACUGCCCGCGAGGUCCCGGGAGCCAGUGCGGGCACAGUCGGGAUGCCGGGCUCACGUGCUCAGGGGAAAAGUUUCGACUGGUGAACGGCAGCAGCAGCUGUGAGGGCCGCGUGGAACUCCAGGUGGAGGGGGCCUGGGCACCCCUCUGUGCUGCCCACUGGGACUUGGGCGAUGCCACCGUGCUCUGCCACCAGCUCAAGUGUGGCCAUGCUGUGGCCACGCUGCGAGGAGGCCAUUUUGGGGAUGGGGAUGCUCCCAUCUGGCCUGACGCCUUUCACUGUGAGGGGACAGAGCCCCAUUUGUUCAACUGCACAGCAAGCACCCUGGGGGCCCCUGCCUGUGCCCCAGGAAACUCGGCUUCCGCAGUCUGUUCAGGUCUUCCCCAUGCCCUGAGGCUGAGAGAUGGUCAGAGCCACUGUGAUGGGCGCGUGGAGGCCUCCCUGAAUGGCACAUGGGGCCGAGUCCUGGAUGAUGCAUGGGAUGUACGUGGCGCACGCGUCGUGUGCAGGCAGCUUGGGUGUGGAGGGGCAGAGCUAGCCUACGACGCACAGGCUCCUGGCCACCGGGCUGUCCCGGUGGGGCUAAGCCGCGUGCACUGUCUGGGCAACGAAACCCGCCUGGGCCAGUGCAACCUGUCUGUGUCCCUGUGGGAGACGGCAGGGACUUCGAAGGACGUGGGCGUUGUGUGUUCUGGGAGCCUCCGGGUGCGGCUAGCCGCGGGGCCGGGCCGCUGUGCUGGACGCGUGGAGGUGUUCCACGGGGGAGCAUGGGGCACCGUGUGUGACGACGCCUGGGACCUGCAGGAUGCGCACGUGGUCUGCAGGCAGCUGGGCUGUGGCCGCGCCCUCAGCGCCCCGGGGGCGGCCCAUUUCGGGGCCGGAGCGGGGCUCAUCUGGCUGGAUGAACUGGGCUGUCAGGGCCAAGAGUCUGCGCUGUGGCAGUGCCCGUCGGGGGCCUGGGGCCAGCACGACUGCGGGCACAAGGAGGAUGCUGGGGUCUUCUGUUCAGAGUUCACGGAUGUGAGGCUACAGAACCACAGUGGACCGUGUGCAGGGCGGCUGGAAGUUUUCUACAAUGGGACCUGGGGUGGGGUCUGCCAGACUCUGAAUGCAGCCUCCCUGGGGGUCCUGUGUGAGCAUCUGGGCUGUGGGCCCCAAGGCCAGCUGCUGGCUGGGGCAGGGAGCUGGCCUGGCCCCGAGGCUCGCUGGCUGGCCUCCAUUCAGUGCAGGGACAGGCACGAUCGGUCCCUGUGGCAGUGCCCAUCAGCCCCCUGGGACCCGGAUUCCUGCUCUAGCGGAGAGGAAGCGUGGGUCCUGUGUGCAGAAAAGGCAGGAGUUCCGCAGGACCUUGGAGAGAGCCUGAACUGCUCAUCCACACUCAGCUGCCCAGAGGAGGGCGCGCUGCGUGUGCGUGGGGGCUCGGACAACUGCUCUGGGCGCGUGGAGCUUUGGCAUGCGGACUCCUGGGGCUCGGUGUGCGACGACUCCUGGGACCUGGCGGAUGCGGAAGUCGUGUGCCGGCAGUUGGGCUGUGGUCGGGCUGAGAAUGCGCUGUGGGGGGCCGCCUUUGGCCCUGGCUCAGGGCCCGUGUGGUUGGAUGAGGUGGGGUGCCGGGGCAGCGAGGUGUCCCUGAGUGAGUGCCAGGCUGAGCGGUGGGGACAUGGAGACUGCACGCACAAGGAGGAUGCGGCUGUACGCUGCUCAGCCCCUCCCUUGGCCCCUCCACCUGCCCCUGAGGCCUGGGCCCUGCUGGAGACAGCCUGCCUCGUCCUUGGUGUCCUCCUGGGCCUGGUCUCCCUGUUCCUGGGGACUCAGUGGUGCCGCCACAGAGCAGCCUGCCAGGGUUGUAGAAUGUCCGGGCACCCAUCCUGGGAGGGCGUCUAUGAGGACAUUGGAGCCAUGCCCCUGGGGGAGAAGGCUGAGGGGCCUGCAGCACCCACAGACCGGGUCCCGGAGGAGGAGUAUGACGACGCGGGAGAGCCAGAGCCUGAGCCCGAGGACGAGGACCGCCCCGGGGAGGAGGCAGCCGGGGUGCCGCUGAGCUGGGCGGGUGUGCACCUGUGCGCCCUGGCGUCCUCUGUGCUGUGGCUGCUGUUUGGUAGCAUGGGCCAGUCCCUGGCCCUGCUGCGGGGUGGAAACCGCUGUGAGGGUCUCCUGCAGGUGCAGCUCCUGGGCCAGCAGGGCCCUGUUUGCGGGGACCACUGGGGCCUGGGUGAGGCAUCUGUGAUCUGCAGGCAGCUGGGCUGUGGCCGUGCCCUGCUUACCCCCACUUAUGUGGUGUGGCCCCAGGAGGCACAGCAGUCCUUGCUGCAGGGCUUGCGGUGCCAAGGCAUGGAGGCCUCACUCUGGGAGUGUUCCCUGGCUGUGUGGGGGCCGCUGCGGGGCUGUGCGUGUGAGUGCAUUGGGGCCGUGCACUGCUCAGGUGGGCGCCUGGGGUCCGUGGGGCUGAGUGGCGGAGGAAGCCCCUGUGCAGGGACCCCUGUGAUCCAGGUGGCCGAAGGUCCUGUGAUUAGGUGUGGCUUGCACCAGAAGGAAGCCAGUGUCUUCUGCAGAAGGCUGGGGUGUGGCCCAGCACUCCAGGCCACCAGACCUCACCUCACAGGGAAGACUGGAAGGCCAGAGUUGAAAUUUGUGACCUGCAAGGGAACAGAGUCCACCAUCUUGAACUGCAGGUUCAACUUGAACCUCCUAGACCAGUGUGAACUCCCAACAGAUGCAGUGGUGGUAUGCUCAGGACACACAGAGGCCCGAUUGGUCGGUGGCGAGCACCCCUGCUCCGGGCGCCUGGAGGUGAAGCGGGGCCUGACCUGGGGCACCGUAUGCGACGCAGACCUGGACCUGGCCACAGCUCACGUGGUGUGUCGAGAGCUGCGGUGUGGGGCGGCCGUGUCCACGCCCGGGGGCGCCCACUUUGGCCGUGGCUCUGGGCUGGCGUGGACAGAGGCGUUCCGCUGUGCUGGCAAUGAGUCUCUGCUGUUCCACUGCCCGCGAGGUCCCGGGAGCCAGUGCGGGCACAGUCGGGAUGCCGGGCUCACGUGCUCAGGGGAAAAGUUUCGACUGGUGAACGGCAGCAGCAGCUGUGAGGGCCGCGUGGAACUCCAGGUGGAGGGGGCCUGGGCACCCCUCUGUGCUGCCCACUGGGACUUGGGCGAUGCCACCGUGCUCUGCCACCAGCUCAAGUGUGGCCAUGCUGUGGCCACGCUGCGAGGAGGCCAUUUUGGGGAUGGGGAUGCUCCCAUCUGGCCUGACGCCUUUCACUGUGAGGGGACAGAGCCCCAUUUGUUCAACUGCACAGCAAGCACCCUGGGGGCCCCUGCCUGUGCCCCAGGAAACUCGGCUUCCGCAGUCUGUUCAGGUCUUCCCCAUGCCCUGAGGCUGAGAGAUGGUCAGAGCCACUGUGAUGGGCGCGUGGAGGCCUCCCUGAAUGGCACAUGGGGCCGAGUCCUGGAUGAUGCAUGGGAUGUACGUGGCGCACGCGUCGUGUGCAGGCAGCUUGGGUGUGGAGGGGCAGAGCUAGCCUACGACGCACAGGCUCCUGGCCACCGGGCUGUCCCGGUGGGGCUAAGCCGCGUGCACUGUCUGGGCAACGAAACCCGCCUGGGCCAGUGCAACCUGUCUGUGUCCCUGUGGGAGACGGCAGGGACUUCGAAGGACGUGGGCGUUGUGUGUUCUGGGAGCCUCCGGGUGCGGCUAGCCGCGGGGCCGGGCCGCUGUGCUGGACGCGUGGAGGUGUUCCACGGGGGAGCAUGGGGCACCGUGUGUGACGACGCCUGGGACCUGCAGGAUGCGCACGUGGUCUGCAGGCAGCUGGGCUGUGGCCGCGCCCUCAGCGCCCCGGGGGCGGCCCAUUUCGGGGCCGGAGCGGGGCUCAUCUGGCUGGAUGAACUGGGCUGUCAGGGCCAAGAGUCUGCGCUGUGGCAGUGCCCGUCGGGGGCCUGGGGCCAGCACGACUGCGGGCACAAGGAGGAUGCUGGGGUCUUCUGUUCAGAGUUCACGGAUGUGAGGCUACAGAACCACAGUGGACCGUGUGCAGGGCGGCUGGAAGUUUUCUACAAUGGGACCUGGGGUGGGGUCUGCCAGACUCUGAAUGCAGCCUCCCUGGGGGUCCUGUGUGAGCAUCUGGGCUGUGGGCCCCAAGGCCAGCUGCUGGCUGGGGCAGGGAGCUGGCCUGGCCCCGAGGCUCGCUGGCUGGCCUCCAUUCAGUGCAGGGACAGGCACGAUCGGUCCCUGUGGCAGUGCCCAUCAGCCCCCUGGGACCCGGAUUCCUGCUCUAGCGGAGAGGAAGCGUGGGUCCUGUGUGCAGAAAAGGCAGGAGUUCCGCAGGACCUUGGAGAGAGCCUGAACUGCUCAUCCACACUCAGCUGCCCAGAGGAGGGCGCGCUGCGUGUGCGUGGGGGCUCGGACAACUGCUCUGGGCGCGUGGAGCUUUGGCAUGCGGACUCCUGGGGCUCGGUGUGCGACGACUCCUGGGACCUGGCGGAUGCGGAAGUCGUGUGCCGGCAGUUGGGCUGUGGUCGGGCUGAGAAUGCGCUGUGGGGGGCCGCCUUUGGCCCUGGCUCAGGGCCCGUGUGGCUGGAUGAGGUGGGGUGCCGGGGCAGCGAGGUGUCCCUGAGUGAGUGCCAGGCUGAACGGUGGGGACAUGGAGACUGCACGCACAAGGAGGAUGCGGCUGUUCGCUGCUCAGGUGAAUGA
Messenger RNA from Otolemur garnettii (small-eared galago), 5637 nucleotides. Its product is annotated as deleted in malignant brain tumors 1 protein-like. NCBI's taxonomy places the organism in Eukaryota, Metazoa, Chordata, Mammalia, Primates, Galagidae. Bases 1 to 5637 code for a protein of 1878 amino acids. The transcript is spliced from 22 exons. Gene Ontology annotation, cellular component: membrane. The record is from RefSeq and is a predicted model, not a curated record.